AUGUGCUUGUACAAGAUGAUGCCAACUGCAAGUGGUAUUGGGAUGAUGAGAAGGGAGGGUGUUGGACACAACGACGAUAAAGUCCUUGUUUUGGCAGCAACAAAUACUCCCUAUGCUUUAGAUCAGGCCAUUCGACGGCGAUUUGACAAGCGUAUAUACAUUCCCCUCCCAGAUUUGAAGGCACGGCAGCACAUUUUCAAAGUGCAUUUAGGAGAUACCCCUCACAACUUGACUGAAAGUGACUUUGAAAAUUUAGCUCGUAAGACAGAAGGGUUUUCUGGUUCAGAUAUUUCUGUUUGUGUCAAGGAUGUACUCUUUGAGCCUGUUCGUAAAACCCAAGAUGCUAUGUACUUCACUAAGACUUCCAGUGGUAUGUGGGUACCAUGUGGACCAAAGCAACCGGGUGCUGUCCAGAUCUCCAUGCAGGAGCUUGCUGCACAAGGAUUGGCUUCAAAGAUUGUCCCACCACCAAUCGCAAAAACAGACUUUGAUAAGGUGCUUGCAAGACAGAGACCGACAGUGAGCAAAUCUGACCUUGAGGUGCACGAGAGAUUCACAAAGGAGUUUGGAGAGGAUGGUUGA
This is a messenger RNA of Ilex paraguariensis (yerba mate), 582 nucleotides long. The record is from the annotation of a GenBank genome assembly. NCBI's taxonomy places the organism in Eukaryota, Viridiplantae, Streptophyta, Magnoliopsida, Aquifoliales, Aquifoliaceae.